ACAGUUGCUGGGCACCAGACUCAGUGCGACAUGGCCAGCCACGCAUCCCUCACAUCGCCCACAACCUUUAGAAUUUCCCACGUCAACUCCUUGAGUGACGAGGAUUUCAUCACAACGUUUGGCAAUGUAAUCGAACACUGCUCCCUGGUGGCCGCUGCUGUGGUCAGUAGCCGUCCCUUCCACAGCCUCCAACACCUGCAUGCUGAGAUCUGCUCUUUUAUCGACGAGCUUCCAGUUAAAGGUCGUGAGGGAAUCCUGCGAAGCCACCCGGACCUGGCGGGGCGAGCAGCCAUGGCGGGCCAGUUGACGCAGGAGUCUAGUCAGGAACAGAAAAGCGCAGGCCUCGGCAACCUGACGCAGCAGGAAAGAUCAAAUUUAGAUCUCAUGAAUACCAGCUACCGCCACAAGUUCGGCUUUCCCUUCGUGAUCUGUGCUCGGCUGAACAAGAAGGAGGCCAUCCUACAGGGCCUCAGCAGGCGCCUGCAUAACUCACCGGAGGAGGAACUGCACACGGGCAUCGAAGAGGUGAAGAAGAUUGCACUGCUGCGCCUCAAGAACUUGAUCUCCGAGGACAUGGACAGCAAAAUGUGAUCGUGCCCAAGAACUGCUUUCUUCUCCUCUUCCCUCCUCCUUAGUGGCAACACCGGAGUCACAUGACGCCACAGUUGUAAAUAGCUAUAUGGAGCAGCAAGUGUACAUAUAAGAGUAUUUAAUGUUCCGGGGGGAGUUACGUUGUUUUCAAGUAUGACUAUAGUAAGUGUUGAAUUUAACUAAUCUUCUGACAGAAAGUUUCAGACCUCACGUUUAUUAAAACACACACACACACACACUAACACACACACACACACACACACACACACACACACACACACACACACACACACACACACACACACAGACAGACAGACAGACAGACAGACAGACAGACAGACAGACAGACAGACAGACAGACAGACAGACAGACAGACAGACAGACAGACACACACACACACACACACACACACACACACACACACACACACACACACACACACACACACACACACACACACACACACACAAAUAACAUAGAUAAAUAAAUGAGAUAAAAAUAGUCCUCGUCACCCCGCUGCCUUAUCACCACAGGUGCUGGAACAGAGGCGCUUACUGGAGGUCGCCACAGCAGCGUCACCUCAUGACAGCUGCCAGAUGUCGCCUCAAUAUUACGGAAAUUACGCUUACAAGUCGAGUUAUGAACUUAAAGUAGACACUUUUUAUUUAUCUAUUUUCUUUAUUACGAGUAUAAGCCAUCUUGAGAAUAAGCUAAAGGUCUGAGAUAAUCCUUGCCAGAUGAUGAGCCUCACGCAACACUUAGUUACUUGGUGAUUCCUGAAAAAAAAAAAAAAAAACGUAACACCGUCUCUGUGAUUGCUAUUAUCAUUACUAUCAUUAUUUUAUUGUUACCGUUGUUGUUAGCAAUAUCAUUUAAUUACUGUAUACUGUAUGCCAAGAAUAGCAAUUGUAUAAUGGAAUAAACUUCUGAAUCUGAAUCUGAAACGCAUAAUGGUAUACCGUAAAAAAAAAAAAAAAGACAAUAAAAGUAACAAAGUGUAAAUGAAAAAUUGUUUAAAACAGGCAACAGAGACUGCUUAAGAAAUAAAACUUAUGCAAAAGA
This is a messenger RNA of Scylla paramamosain (green mud crab), 1654 nucleotides long. RefSeq names its product 2-oxo-4-hydroxy-4-carboxy-5-ureidoimidazoline decarboxylase-like. Gene Ontology annotation, molecular function: 2-oxo-4-hydroxy-4-carboxy-5-ureidoimidazoline decarboxylase activity. Lineage: Eukaryota; Metazoa; Arthropoda; Malacostraca; Decapoda; Portunidae. The record is from RefSeq and is a predicted model, not a curated record. The transcript is spliced from 3 exons. Bases 31 to 591 code for a protein of 186 amino acids. Gene Ontology annotation, cellular component: peroxisome. Gene Ontology annotation, biological process: urate catabolic process; allantoin metabolic process.